Molecule: messenger RNA, 997 nt
Organism: Saccostrea cuccullata (small rock oyster)
Lineage: Eukaryota; Metazoa; Mollusca; Bivalvia; Ostreida; Ostreidae
Exons: 1
Source: RefSeq, a predicted model, not a curated record
AUUAAGUCAAAAAUAUGGUCAAAUGAAUUUAUAGAUUUGCGUAGUCUCUUGACGCACCAAGAGGAAGACCCAGUGACCUUACUGAUCACACCAGGGGUAAUAAAUUUGCAACAUAGUCAAAAGUCUAAAACACCUCUGUCCAUCAACCAAUGGACAGAUGCGUUUCUGGUUUUUACGUGUAUCGUUAUACAACAGAAACCCACUGAGGCUCCCCACCUGCUUAAGUACAUGUCAUUCAUAAGGGAGCUACAAAAACUUCAUGGGGAUUCAGCGUGGCGAUCAUACGAUGAGUCUUUCAGGAAGUUAAGGGAGACAGUAGACCUUCCAUGGCAAAAGCCAGUGGAGGAACUACGUGGUAAAUCAUUAGCUGUUUCCACAAAACAAUCUAAUGGGCAGCCUUUUCGUGGGAAACAGGUGGGGAGAAUCGGUGGGGUCAGAUUCUGCUUCGCCUAUAACCAAGGUAACAAAUGUAAGUCAACCCCCUGUCCAUUCACCCACAUUUGCCAAGCCUGUAGAGGUAAUCACCCCAAAAUUAAAUGUAAAUCUACAGAAAAAUCUGAACAUGAUAGGACCUCUCCCAACCCCAGUAAAGGCAAACAAACUAAAUGACCAUUUAAGGGGUUAUGAUGACCAAUUGAGAGAUUAUUUGGUAAAAGGUUUCAGUUUCGGAUUUUCCCUGGGAUGUGAAAACACUCCUACAGCGUCUUUGUCAAAAAACCAUAAAUCAGCUCAAAAUCACCCAGAAAUCAUACAAGAUCACAUACAAAAGGGCCUUGAGCUCCAUCGUAUAGCAGGACCUUUCCCAAACCCUCCUUUCGACCCAUUUGUGUCAUCCCCUUUAGGUGUCAUACCAAAAUCAGAACCAGGAAAAUUUCGUAUUAUUCAUGAUCUUUCCUAUCCAAAAACAAAUUCUGUUAACACCCAUAUUCCAAAAGAAAAUUCAGAAGUUCAUUAUGACUCAAUUGAUUGGAUUAUAAAUUUAGUGCAAACUCGUGGC